UAUAAUGUAAAUAUGUCAUAAUAUGAGAAACUGUUUCACUGCAGUUCAUAGAUAUGGCCUCCAGGCUGCUAAUUUCGUCGAAAGAAUUAAUAAAAUCGUUGAAUAGACUCAGUUUAACCCGACAAAUUGCUACGAAUUUCCAUACCAAAUGUGAACCGUCAAAUAGGUCGUUGUUGGAAAUCCAACCACCGACUAUAACAUCGAUGCGGCAUACUAGCUUCUUUAACAAACUAUCUGCUGAUCGACUAUGGACCGGCUGUCUAUCUGUCAGUAAUCCUGGUAGGAAGAGAGGUCGUGCGAACCGACUCGGUAAAAAGAAAGACUUAAACAAGGGUCAAGUGAUCGGUGUGGGAAAAACCAAUAUGGUGUGGCCGGGACUGAAUGCUCCGGUUGUCCAGGGACGGGAAUUAAUUAAACAACGAAAGUUACCGGAAAAUCCCGAUUGGGAAGGAAAUCUUCGAAAUGUCAGAGACAAAAUGUCCGGAAAGAAAAGAUUCAAACUGAGUCCUUUAGAGCGUGGAUGGGCAGGAGGGAAAGCGAACGGUCGAAGUAUGGGUCCGCCGGAUCCAAUUGGUGGUUAUAAAUUUGAUGAAUUCGAUUCUCGGAUCUUGGAAUUAAAGCUGGUCUUCAUCAUGAAGGGUAACCUUGGACGGAAGCGACGUCAAUCCGCGUUCGUUGUAGUGGGCAAUGGAAACGGAUUGGCUGGAUUUGCCUCUGCUAAAUCGGUGGAAGGUAGAAACGCUUUACGAAAGGCUAAGAAUCGAGCUGCCCAGAAGCUCAUGAAUAUCAAAAUACACAACGGACACACCGUCAUGCACCCGUUCUUCUGCCAAUUCGGAUUAACUAAAAUUUACGUAUCCAUGAAACCGCCGGGAUAUGGACUAGUGUGCCAUCGUGCAAUAAAAACCAUAUGCGAAAUGGUCGGCAUUAAAGACAUCCAUGCCAAAAUUGAGGGUGCGACAGGCGUCCAGCAUGUGACAAAAGCCUUUUUUAUGGGAUUACUGCAACAGCGCACCCACGAAGAAAUCGCCGAAGAGUCGGGCUUGCAUCUCGUUGAAAUGCGUUCGGAAAACGAUUAUUUUCCGAAAAUUAUAGCCAGUCCAACGGAAUGUCGCAAAGCCGAUGAGAUUCCUAGCAACGAAAAUCUGGACUUUACCCAAUACAUGAUGAACGGCAAGAUCAUUCACAAAAAAAAGAAAUUUCCACCAUUCUUCACCAAGCAUCGGUCGUGGGAUAUAUACUGUCGCAAGCAGGAGAAGAUUCGAAACCAGGACAAGGUGAAAAUCGACUUGAGCGUACGUUACGGCGAAGUGCGCAGUUUUUACACAGACAAAUAUCCAGAAUGCCGACAGACGCCGAGUAAACCGAGAGACGCGAAAGAGGCAGAAGAUUAAUUAAUGAAAAUGUGAUUAAGACAACAAAAAAAUCGUGUUUCAUAGGGGCCGAUCUCACGUUUGCUAUUAAAUACACAAAAUAUUGAGAAACGAA
Messenger RNA from Bradysia coprophila, 1488 nucleotides. It is a transcript of the gene mRpS5, whose product is annotated as mitochondrial ribosomal protein S5. Gene Ontology annotation, cellular component: ribosome. The record is from RefSeq and is a predicted model, not a curated record. Gene Ontology annotation, biological process: translation. NCBI's taxonomy places the organism in Eukaryota, Metazoa, Arthropoda, Insecta, Diptera, Sciaridae. Gene Ontology annotation, molecular function: RNA binding; structural constituent of ribosome.